Molecule: messenger RNA, 1050 nt
Organism: Aspergillus versicolor CBS 583.65
Lineage: Eukaryota; Fungi; Ascomycota; Eurotiomycetes; Eurotiales; Aspergillaceae
Exons: 1
Coding region: 1-1050 (349 amino acids)
Source: RefSeq, a predicted model, not a curated record
AUGUCCUUCUCAAACCACCGCAACGAGGAAAUCAACGAGACCGACGAGGAGCUAGAGGCUGGCGAGCAAGAGAUCGAUUACGAAGGAACACUCGAUGUGACCAUCCAUCAAAUGAAUUGCUUGUUGGACGAAGUCACAGGCUUCAGCGUCCGCAGAAACGGUGACGGCGAUGUUAUUCCCGGUUCAAUGAGUACUUUCGAGGCCGAUCAAGAAUCAAUUGAUAGAGCCGUUGAAACAGCCACCAGUGCCACUGGGGCCAACAGAAGGCGCCGUCGUCUGCCACCUGUUAGACCUCCACGUUCACCCCGACCAAUCCACACUUGGGACGAACUGGUGCAAAUGCUUCCGGUUUCUCCCAUUGAAAGAGAGCGCCAAGCUGCGGAAAUACCUUCGGCACGCGACCCAGAUAGCGGGCCAGACCCGUCAACCAGUCCUAGCGCUUGGGAACCGUACAUCGAGUAUUUUCUCUGGACAUGCCGUGGGAACGUGCCAUUGAUCACCGAUCACUUGCAGGCCAUCUUUGGCUUCAACCCUCCUAUUGACGAAACCGCUGUUGCGGCAAGGCUUGGUGGAGUUCACGCGUACAGACAGAUGACCUUUUUGCGCAAGUAUCUCCCUGGUGAGACCCACUCCUUGCAGCGAGCAGAGGCCCGGGGGGUAAUCUACGAAGCCAAUAUAUCACACCCUGAUGUCCGCAUGGGAUCCCAGGACUUAGAGCUGAGGCAGUUAGACUCGGGACAUCCGGAAUAUGUUCAGCCCAUCCUGCCUUGCUGGGCGCCACGCAGUUGGAACAGAGAGGAUGAUGCUUUUGCUGCCUUGUAUUUGGGUGAGCAUCCGGCCGUGUUUCAACGCGAAUACAGCUGGACACUUUCGGACAUUCCUAGCAUUGAGUUUAUCAGUAUUAGAAUGGCUCAGAUCCCACACUUGAAUCUCAGUUGGGCGGAAUUGCAGGCGGCGAAGGAUCGUCGUGACUUUUAUGUCACAACAUUCCCAGAUAACUUUCCAAACGAGAACCGGGCUCCGAUUCCAGCAGAAUGGAAUUUCUUCUAA